Molecule: messenger RNA, 616 nt
Organism: Daktulosphaira vitifoliae (grape phylloxera)
Lineage: Eukaryota; Metazoa; Arthropoda; Insecta; Hemiptera; Phylloxeridae
Exons: 3
Coding region: 143-616 (157 amino acids)
Source: RefSeq, a predicted model, not a curated record
GCUUGGCUAAAUGAUAACACUAGUUGCCUAGCAAAUUUAUGUUUGUUUAAAUCAUAACAAAUGUGUAAAAGCUUUUAACUUGAAUUUCGUGUGCAACAAUAUGCAUUAAAAUUGCCACUACUCGGUUAGACCGUCGAACUAAAUGAGUAUGCAUAAAUGGUACACAUAUCCUGGAUAUCUUGCCACGAUAAUAUUCAUAGCAGUUUUAACGAAAAAAUUUGCCACGAACAUUCUUUCUAAUUACAAGAUGGGUUUAGAUGACGAAGAGCAGACCAACACACACUUAUAUAUCGAUGAAGAUGAUGACCAAUGGUCCGAUGAUUCAACUGAUAGCGAAAUGGUUGAUCAGAGCGAUGAGGACUUAGUGUCACUCUACAUACAAGUACCAAAACCGAUUUCCCGUCAAAAUAAAACUCGAAGGGAGUUGAAGAGAUUGGCAGUUCGUCGUUUAGUCGAAGGACGUCAUGUUAAAUUAUCACAAUCGCCGGUGGCGAUAAAGAAUAAUACAGAUAAAUUGUCAUCUCCAUUUGUUUUAAUGAUUUUAGUGAUUUUACUUCAGUUAGGAUACAUAUUUGUGCGAAGAAAUCAUCAGAAAGAACCUGAAACUUAUUCCUAA